AUGGUUGGGAGCCGUUAUAAGGAAAAACAAGCCAAGACGCGCGGUCUUUCCAUGCUGUAUAACAUGUGCCUGAUAUUUACUGAUGGGACACGUCUCUGUGUUACGCCUAUACACACACUAGGACAAGAGAAGAUGGACGCGCACAUUCCCAGCAGUGAUUGGACACAUCUAUGUGUCACGCCCAUUCACAGGCUAGAACAGGAAAAGAUGGGCACACACGCGGAUGCUCUCAGCAGGUCAGAACCAGUUUCUUCAAAGCAGUUUGCUUUUUUAAGGACACUCUUCAUCCCGCUCAUUAUUUUUGUGUUUCUCUACUUCAUCCAGUGGCUCACUAGAGAAAAUGUUAAUAAUUACAAGCCUAUUGUUUUGUACCCUCUCCCAAAAAAGAAGCCGUCACCCUCAAUGUCAUGUGGUGUGCCAGUGCAAAAUGAUCCAAUCAUUAAAGUCAACAAUCUUAAUACAUAUCUGGUCGGCUCCUACAUAGAGCACCGUCAGGAGGUGAAAAUGAUAAAGACAAUCGCUAUAGUGCUUCGUAGUGAAACUACAAAUUAUAACUGCUUGCUGUGCUGCAACGGACAGACCACAUCCGUACCCGCUAUGUACAACAUUCACUCUGACCACUUUGGGUUUGAAUACGGUACGGCUGAUAUUACCUGCCAAUUACCAGAAGACUGUGAAACACCGACACAUGUGGCAAUCACUUCCCGAUCAUCUAAUAAGGAUGGAUCCUCACAGGACAUUCACACCUUCCAACCUGUUAGGAAUCAGCAGAAGCAGGAAGUCUUUCCUUAUGAGUUUACAGUCUGCAUUUCUGUCAUGUAUGAUUAUGACAAUGUCCUGGAGCUUGUGCAGGCCAUGGAGAUGUUCAAGAUACUCGGAGUCCAGAAGGUAGCUAUUUACAAAACCAGUUGCCUUCCCAAAACACAGAAGGUCCUGGAUUACUACAUCAAGCAGAACUUUGUGGAACUUAUCCCCUGGAAAGUAAAUUCUUACAUCAAGGUGUCCAGAGGCUGGCAGAAAUCGGUUUCACCAGGAGAGCUGCAUUACUACGGCCAAAUUCCGGCACUCAAUGAUUGUGUGUAUCGUUACAUGUACCAGACUCGCUAUGUAGCUCUGCAAGACUUGGAUGAAAUUAUUCUACCUAUGAAUUUAAAAAACUGGACAGAGCUCCUGCCUGAACUGGAGAGGAAAUACAAUCAGAUUGGUGGCUUUGAAUUUGAGAAUAAUUAUUUUCCUCUUUCAAUCACGGAUUCAAGCCCUAAGUAUUCUCCAGACUCCUGGAAGAAGGUUACGGGAGUAAACAUUUUACAACAUAUCAUUAGAAUAAGCAAUGAUCCAACGAAAUUCAAUAACUUCAAAGUGAUUGUUAAUCCUCGCCUAGUGUUUCAGACUACAGUCCACGGAUUUUUGCAGACUGUGAGGAAUAGUGUCAGAGUGGACCCUCACAUUGCCCGCAUGUAUCACAUGAGAUCCAUUCCAAGAGAAAUCUGGGUAACACGUUCCCAAAUACAGGACACACAUCUGAGGGACUAUGCGGACAGUCUGAUCCCGGCUGUUUCUGAAGUUCUUCGACAAGCACUGGGCAUUUAAUAAAAUGCAUAACUAAUCUGUGUUAAACCAGAAAAUGUGUGAAAAUAAUUAAUAUAUAUAUAUAUAUGAUCAAGAAAUUUUAUAUAAACAUUUCAUGACACUGUCUAAAACUUCCAAAUGCAUUCUAAUAAAUUUAGCUGGAACAAUGAUUAGCUGAAUGUCAUAAGACAGGACUUUCUUGUAAUAUUUACUGCAGUUUUUAUAGACAAAUAAAAUGCUUUUAAAUAUAUGAAUUAUCAGUUAAAUAUGUGAAACUCUGUUCAGUUUGUAGUCUUCUUGAAUCCUGUGAUGCCUGUACAUAAAGCAUGAUAUGCACACAACUUCCUGUGAAGUGUAAAACACUAUUAAGCUAUAUACUAAUUCAGUAUCUGACAGAAAUUCUGUCAUUGAAUGGUAAGAUGAUUAAAAUGCAAAGAUUUACGCAACUAUUCAGCAACGUAGAAGGUAAGAACAACCUAUGACAGUAACAUACAUAAACAAUACAUAAACAGUACAUAAACUUAAUUGCCAGUUUAUUAGGCACCCCCAGCUUUUGCCCGUUUUUUCCAGUUUCAUUUUUAUUGAACAUUUCUGCUGU
This is a messenger RNA of Ictalurus furcatus (blue catfish), 2167 nucleotides long. RefSeq lists its product as uncharacterized. The coding region runs from base 1 to 1590 and encodes 529 amino acids. NCBI's taxonomy places the organism in Eukaryota, Metazoa, Chordata, Actinopteri, Siluriformes, Ictaluridae. The record is from RefSeq and is a predicted model, not a curated record. The transcript is spliced from 4 exons.